Molecule: messenger RNA, 1643 nt
Organism: Triticum aestivum (bread wheat)
Lineage: Eukaryota; Viridiplantae; Streptophyta; Magnoliopsida; Poales; Poaceae
Product: alcohol dehydrogenase 1
Exons: 10
Coding region: 261-1400 (379 amino acids)
Biological process (GO): formaldehyde catabolic process
Cellular component (GO): cytosol
Molecular function (GO): S-(hydroxymethyl)glutathione dehydrogenase [NAD(P)+] activity; zinc ion binding; alcohol dehydrogenase (NAD+) activity
Source: RefSeq, a predicted model, not a curated record
CAGGUGGAGGCAGGAGCCCCGGUUUCGGCGCCACGCCGCCCGCCCCUGGUUUGCUCCCCAAGAAGAACAGAACAGAACAGGGGGCAGGUAGCCAGCCAGCCAGACGUGGCGAAACCGCACCCUCCCUCCCAGCCCGGCCCCAUAUAUACCCCCGGCCUCCCCACACUCGGUUCCCCACGGAUUCGUUGAUCCUGUGAAGUGAGAGAUCAGUUCUCGAUUUCGAUUCCGGGUCCAGAGAAUUCCCCAGGCGAGCGAGCGAGAUGGCGACCGCCGGGAAGGUGAUCAAGUGCAAAGCCGCGGUGGCGUGGGAGGCGGGGAAGCCGCUGUCCAUGGAGGAGGUGGAGGUGGCGCCGCCGCAGGCCAUGGAGGUGCGCGUCAAGAUCCUCUUCACCUCCCUCUGCCACACCGACGUCUACUUCUGGGAGGCCAAGGGCCAGACCCCCAUGUUCCCUCGGAUCUUCGGUCAUGAAGCUGGAGGCAUAGUGGAGAGUGUUGGAGAGGGUGUGACUGAGCUUGCCCCUGGUGACCAUGUCCUCCCUGUGUUCACUGGGGAGUGUAAGGAAUGCCCACAUUGCAAGUCUGCGGAGAGCAACAUGUGUGAUCUGCUCAGGAUCAACACCGACAGAGGUGUCAUGAUCGGGGAUGGCAAGUCACGCUUCUCUAUUGACGGGAAGCCGAUUUACCAUUUCGUAGGGACUUCCACCUUCAGUGAGUAUACUGUCAUGCAUGUUGGUUGUGUUGCCAAGAUCAACCCUGAGGCUCCCCUUGACAAAGUCUGUGUUCUUAGCUGUGGUAUUUCCACUGGUCUUGGCGCAUCCAUUAAUGUUGCAAAACCACCAAAGGGUUCGACAGUGGCGAUAUUUGGGCUAGGAGCUGUUGGCCUUGCUGCUGCAGAAGGUGCAAGGAUUGCAGGUGCAUCAAGGAUCAUUGGUGUUGACUUGAACGCCAGCAGAUUUGAAGAAGCUAGAAAAUUUGGCUGCACGGAAUUUGUGAACCCGAAAGAUCACACCAAGCCAGUUCAACAGGUGCUCGCUGAGAUGACAAAUGGUGGAGUUGACCGCAGUGUUGAGUGCACGGGCAACGUCAAUGCUAUGAUACAAGCAUUUGAAUGUGUUCAUGAUGGCUGGGGUGUAGCUGUGCUGGUGGGUGUGCCGCACAAGGAUGCCGAAUUCAAGACCCACCCGAUGAACUUCCUGAACGAGAGGACUCUCAAGGGCACCUUCUUCGGAAACUUCAAGCCGCGCACUGACCUGCCCAAUGUCGUGGAGAUGUACAUGAGAAAGGAGCUGGAGGUGGAGAAGUUCAUCACACACAGCGUGCCGUUCUCGGAGAUCAACAAGGCAUUCGACCUCAUGGCGAAGGGCGAGGGCAUCCGCUGCAUCAUCCGCAUGGAGAACUAAGCCGCCUCACGCGCUUCUGAUCGCUCCGAUGUAAUAAGCGCUGGGGUGCGGUUUCUGAACAAGAUCAUCGUCUGUGGUUUCGCCUUCCUUGGCAAAGUAGCGUAGUAUUAGUUCAAGUAUAUCUGUAAUUACGUACCGGACAAGUGGCUGUACUACGAACGAGCUCUCUUUUGGCAGCAAUAUAUGCUGCUGCUACUACUACUAUGGCCAUGAGUUUCAGUUGAAUAAGUGUUCUCAGCCUGA